AUGAAGUUCUCAACCACCAUCGUCAGCGCAGCUCUGCUCGCCGCAUCGGCCCUCGCUGCACCUCUCACUGCGCAGCGUCAAGCUCGCCGUGCAGCCACCAGCCGUAAGAGCAACCCUCCCUUCAAGCCCGGCACCACCGAGGCUAUCCAUCUCAACGGAACCUCCCACGAGGAAUACAGUUCCAACUGGGCUGGUGCCGUGCUCAUCGGCACCGGCUAUACCGCUGUGACUGCCGAGUUCACUGUCCCCACCCCAAAGCUGCCUACUGGCGCCUCGUCUUUCGAGCAGUACUGUGCUUCCGCCUGGGUCGGCAUCGACGGUGAUACUUGCUCCAGCGCCAUCCUCCAGACCGGAGUCGAUUUCUGCGUCCAGGGAGGCAGCGUCUCCUAUGAUGCUUGGUACGAGUGGUACCCCGACUAUGCCUAUGACUUCUCUGGAAUCUCGAUCUCUGCUGGAGAUGUCAUCAAGGUUACUGUGGAUGCCACUUCGAAGACCCGUGGUACUGCUGUUAUCGAGAAUGUUUCGAAUGGGCAGUCUGUCACUCACACUUUCAAUGGCGGUGUUGAUGGCGACCUUUGCGAAUACAAUGCCGAGUGGAUUGUUGAGGACUUUGAGAGCAACGGAGAGCUGGUUCCUUUCGUCGACUUCGGAGCUGUCACAUUCUCCAGUGCUUCGGCUACCAAGAAUGGCAGGAGUGUUGGCCCGUCUGGUGCUACUCUGAUGGAUAUUCAGCAAUCUUCCUCUAUCUUGACUUCUUCUUCUCUCACCAGCAACAGUGUCACUGUCAAGUAUGCUUGA
Penicillium brevicompactum is the source of this 798-nucleotide messenger RNA. RefSeq names its product A4/G1 family peptidase. NCBI's taxonomy places the organism in Eukaryota, Fungi, Ascomycota, Eurotiomycetes, Eurotiales, Aspergillaceae. Gene Ontology annotation, biological process: proteolysis. The transcript has a single exon. Gene Ontology annotation, molecular function: glutamic-type endopeptidase activity. Bases 1 to 798 code for a protein of 265 amino acids. The record is from RefSeq and is a predicted model, not a curated record.